AUGGCGACGAACGUUAGGGAACCGGACGAUCGGCAGACUACGAUCUCGAGGAUCUUACAUCAGCGAAACUCGAACUUAGUGUCGGAAUUACUUGACAUCCAAAACUAUGCCAUGAACGUGGGGAAAGCACACAAGUGGGUUCAGAAUCCCCUUUGUCUUCGCUUCCGGCGGUCUUCACCUCGAACUUUCCAAGGUGUUCGCAAUCGAAACCUGGAACAGCGAUUUGUUGCUCUCUCGUGGACGUGGGAUCCCUCCACACAUGAAAGCGACAAGGUUGGCAAUUACUGGGUCGAGCAUAGCCACACGGGAGAAGUGGUAGGAGUAAAGGUCAGGAACUGUAUCAUUGAUAGAGCGACCAAAUACCUCCUCUUUACGGGCUUCGACAUCUUCUGGAUAGACAGAAUAUGCAUCAAUCAGGACGAUCAGGAGGAAAAGCAAGAGGCCAUGAAUUCCAUGGAUCUAAUUUACAAACAUGCGAACAAGUCCGUUGCAUUGCUGUCUACCCCAAUCAGGUCACAGAGUGAACUGUGCAUUCUCGUCCGACUUGUAUCUGGUGAAUUUGCGUUCUCCACAGGUGGCCAUUGCAAACUGAGCCAAAGCGUCAGCUGGACCACGAUGAAGAAAGCGAUGCAAGUGCUCCGCAGAAUAACAAAAGACUCGUGGUGGACCAGAGCAUGGACUCUUCAAGAAGAGUAUGUCGCAGGUGUGAAAAUGGAUAUUUUGUUACCACUGGGUCCUGGUGUAGGGAGUAUUCCUGGUAGUGGAGACAUUCCAGGUGAAUACUGUGUCUCCGCCACUCAUUUUCGGACUCAGGCGACAAUCUUCCUAGAAGCCUGCUUGGGUUGCACCAACAUCCUCAAGCAGCAAGCUAAUCGAUCUUGGACGCGCUAUAAGACGCUGUGCUUGAAAACCCGCAACGUCGUGGCGAAGUACAACAUAAUCCUCGCUGAGCCUAUGUCUGCUCGAAUACACGCUGACGUCGGACGGCGAAACAUUACACGCCCUUGGGACUCGCUAGCGAUUAUUGCGAACUCUUGCGGCUACGGAGUUCGUCUAGACGGAAAAGCACUCCUGCAAAGGAAACAAAGUCUGAGUCUAUCGUUACUCACACAAUACUUGUUGAACGGAGAGAUCACCUGUUCAGACUGGCACGCUAAAGGCUUCCUCGACUUCUCCGUUGACAGACUUUUACAGAAGGCCACACUAGCCUCUUGGAAACUUCCGGACAUUUCACGGCAGCUAACAUUCUUGAAGCAUUGUCGAUUUGGUCCAGUAGAAAUCUAUGAGUCGGGUGUUCGCACAAGUGGUCUUCUCUGGGAGCUUAAAUCAGACGAUCGGAUCAGGACUAGUACCUUUGACUUGCCCAAAGUCGACGAGAUCACAAGAAUGCAUCUGCAAAAGUCACCCUGGAAAUCUAUGGAGCUCUACGCCCUGACUCUUCAACUACAGAGAAACCACCACGAGGUGGCUCUGAGACUUGAAAGGUAUAUACAGGGACGUCGAUCUGGGCAUACUUGGACAGGCAGUGGAUACAUGGAUCUUAUGGCGUGGGAUUUGAUUCAAGCUGUCCAGCAAGGCUACGUCCUACGGAUCGGUUAUCUGAAGAAUACAAGAGCUGGCAGCAUCUUCAUCCCAGAACUGAAAGACAUUUGGCGACCUAUGCAUGUCUUCAGCACGUGGUAUUCUGGGCAAAUGCACGAGUAUCAACUCGACAAAUACGUCUCUACCGAGGUGUCUAUCAAGGCAGAUGGAGUAUUGGGCCCGCUGAAAUGGGUGAGAGGCUUGCUACUUCUUCACGAGACGGUGAUGUACAGUAUAACACUAAAGAGUUUCUGA
Messenger RNA from Zasmidium cellare ATCC 36951, 1836 nucleotides. RefSeq lists its product as uncharacterized. Lineage: Eukaryota; Fungi; Ascomycota; Dothideomycetes; Mycosphaerellales; Mycosphaerellaceae. The transcript has a single exon. Bases 1 to 1836 code for a protein of 611 amino acids. The record is from RefSeq and is a predicted model, not a curated record.